CUCUCAACUCUCAAUCGAUACAACAGAGCUUCUUUGACGGUGCAUAAACUAUUAAUCCGUAGUCAUGCCGCCAUUGCCGGAGCCUUUGGUAAGCAACAAAUUUGUUUACUCGGACGAAGAAUCGGAUGACGAGGAAUUGGAUUCGCUGAAACAAAAGGUGAAUGAAGAAGAUGCUGAAUCCAGCGAGUCCGAAGAUAAUUCUUCAGAAUGUGACACGCCGGAACGGGAUGUGGAGAAACUAUGGUAUCGCCCUUACUCUCGUGGUGAUAGAGUCAUUGAUAAAGCUUGCUUGAUAAGGUAUUUUGAACAAAUCCAUGACAGUGAGGGAUUUGACAUCAAAGAUUAUCCUGGUUCGGCUCCAAUGACUUCCAUAUUUCCCAUGCAAGGCUACUUACAACAUCCUGAAUUUAUGGAAAAGAUGAAGGAUUUUGCUAGACGGGCAAUUCAGCACUACAAUGAAAAAAUGGGCACUUCAUAUGUGGUUAAUGAGAUUCUCAAGGUUAAUGGACAUAGCAUCAAACACUUCAUGUACUAUAUUACCCUUUCAGUCAAGAAUUGCGAGAACGAAUAUUUUCAAGUUAAGGUGGUGGAUCGCCUUCAUCUAUAUAACUCUUUGGAUUUCCCAAUCGUUAGGCCAAGGGCGAAGGGAGGUUUGGACAUAUAGUAGAUGUUGAAGUCUCUACAUUUGUGUUGGCUUGGGUUCAAGCUUUAGCUUUACAUUGAUAGCUCUUGUCAAUGUGGUACAUUAUUACUAGUAAAUUAUCAUCAUUUUUUAGUUAGUU
Molecule: messenger RNA, 782 nt
Organism: Solanum tuberosum (potato)
Lineage: Eukaryota; Viridiplantae; Streptophyta; Magnoliopsida; Solanales; Solanaceae
Exons: 4
Coding region: 65-664 (199 amino acids)
Molecular function (GO): cysteine-type endopeptidase inhibitor activity
Source: RefSeq, a predicted model, not a curated record